Messenger RNA from Vespa velutina, 2001 nucleotides. RefSeq lists its product as uncharacterized. NCBI's taxonomy places the organism in Eukaryota, Metazoa, Arthropoda, Insecta, Hymenoptera, Vespidae. The record is from RefSeq and is a predicted model, not a curated record. The transcript has 6 exons. The coding region runs from base 533 to 1780 and encodes 415 amino acids.
UCGUUCUGUUUUUCUUUAUAAGACAUUUCUCUAUUUAUAUCCAGUACGUGAACAAUUGUGGAAUAAACGGAACAAUAGUGGAACUGUUAGAUUCUCCUGAACAAUGAAUGCGAUUAUCUACAUAUCGAAUCGACAGAGAAAUGAAAUUUUAAUCACAUCGAUAACGAAUAAUUAAAAAUUCUCAAACGUUAAAGGGUAAUAAAAUUGUUGGUGAAUUAGAGAUAGAGAAGAGGAAGAAGAAGAAAAAAAAAAGGAAAUAUCACAAGGACGGAACAAAAAUAACAGUUGGAUUGGCAUACUCGUAGUCGCUAGUUUAUUCGUUUAUCUCAAAGAAAGUAUGUAUUUACUAUAAUGAUCUAAGCAAUGUGAGGAAGAAGAAGAACAAGAAGAACAAGAAGAAGAAGAAGAAGAAGAAAAAGUAAAAUAAAAAGAAGAAGCACGAUCUCGACGAGGCCGAGAACUCGAACACAAACCACGAAGGAGAGUACAAACUCGGCCAAUAUCUCGGUCAAGAUAUCAUCAAAUCCACGAGAUGUCAGAAAACAAAAGUCAUGUUGUUCUAGAGAGAGAAGAAUUUUUAGAAGAAAGACGUAUCGGAAGAUAUCUCCGAGCUAUUGCCAGAGAUAAAUCAUUGCACGAUCCAAGUUAUCAAGUAACUCGGGCAGUCAAUUCUGGUAACAAUUUUGUCAGCGAUGUUUAUCGCGUAAUAAUAGAAGGUGCAAAGAAUAGACAAAUGGAGAGUAUCCAUUUGAUCGUAAAAUGUGCUCCUAUUGAUUUACGAAGGGAUUUCAUCAAAGCUAGGAAGAUGUUCCUUCAGGAGAUUUAUUUUUACAAGGAAAUUUUACCUAUUUUCAACAAUUUUCUACGUAAUUACAAUAUGUCCAUUGACAAUAUUCCUUUAAUGUACAAAUACUCGGACACUGAUAAAAACGAGAUAUUAGUAUUAGAAGACUUGAAAGUAAAAAAUUAUAUUAUGAAAGAAACAAAGUUUCUUGAUUAUCCACAUGCUCGAUUGGCUCUACGUUCUCUCGGAAAAUUUCACGCAUACAGCUUUGCAAUUCGAGCUAAGGAUCCUGAAGCUUUCAACAUAUUAAAGUUGAUAAAUGAACCCUUAUUUUAUCGUGAAAGUAGUAGAGUUAUCAAUCAAGAUAUGUAUGCUCGUACGAAAGCAUUGUGCGAUAUUGUUGAAAAGUCUCUAGAAAACGAAGACGAACAUUAUCAAGAAAAAUUCCGUAUAUUUGCUAAAAACAUAUUUAAUAUUAUGAUUGAAAUAGUUCAGGGAUCUAACGCUGAACCUUAUGCCGCUGUAAAUCAUGGUGAUGCUUGGACAAAUAAUUUUUUGUUUAAAUACAAGGAGAACGAAAGAACUUACGAACCGGAGGAUCUUUGCUUCCUCGACUUUCAAAUCUGUCGUUACGCAUCGCCUGUCUUGGACAUAUGCUAUACGUUAUUUUGUUCCACCCUAUACGAGAUUAGAAACGAAAAUUACGACGAACUACUUCGAAAUUAUUACGAUUCCUUUUCUAAAUGUCUUGAAAGCUUAGAUUGUAAUCCUAGAGAAUUAUUUCCUUAUGAAAUAUUAUUGGAACAUAUCGAACGUUUUGGCAAAUUUGCCGCUGUAAUGGCCAUACACGUUUUACAUCUUUUCACGGAUCAAGAUGAGAAUAUUACUUCGAGUGUCGACGUUAAUGUCUAUUAUACAAAAUUGAAAGAGAAUAAUUUUUAUAGGAACACGUUGACACAUACAUUUAAAGAGUUCAUAGAUAGGAAUAUUAUAUAGAAUUAUUUUAUGCUCGUACAAUGACGUUGAUAAAGAAAUCGAUGUUUUUAUUUUUUUUAGACAUGUAAUCAUGGUGAAUAAUUAUAUUGAUUUUUAUUAUAUAUAUAUAUAUAUAUGAGAUUUUAAUAUUUUCUCAAUGAAUUAUUGUAAAGUAUGUUUUUAAAAAAUAGAGAUCCUGAAAUACAUUGACGUUGUAUAAUACAAAAUAAAUUAUAAUUAAU